AUGACAAAUCAAUUGGUUAUUAAACAAAUUGAAACUAAACCAUUUGAAGGACAGAAACCAGGUACAAGUGGUUUAAGAAAAAGAGUAGUAGAGUUUGAAAAGGGAUUGUAUCUACAUAACUUUGUACAAUCAAUCUUUAAUGUACUAGGAAGCGACAAGUUGAAAGGAUCGACUUUGGUAGUCGGUGGUGACGGACGUUACUUUAACUCGCAAGCAUUGCAGAUUAUCUUUGCUAUUGCUGCUGCCAAUGGCGUCGGUAAGAUACUUGUCGGACAAGACGGCUUGCUAUCGACACCUGCUCUGUCGGCGGUUGUUCGCGCCCGCAAGGCAUUGGGUGCGAUCAUCUUGACUGCAUCUCAUAACCCUGGUGGCAAGCACGGUGACUUUGGUAUCAAAUACAACGUUUCGAAUGGUGGACCUGCACCAGAGGCAUUCACCAACAAGAUCUUUGACGAGACCAAGAAGAUCAGUGUCAUUCAUAUGGCUGACAAUGUACGUGUGGCCGAUCUCUCCAAGUUGGGUACGACCGAGUGGACUGGAUUCCAAGUAGAGGUAAUCGACUCUGUCGAAGAGUACUGGCAGCUGAUGCAAACCGUCUUUGACAUGAAACAGAUCAAGGAACUAGUUGCACGCAAGGGAUUCGUGUUCAACUUUGAUGCCAUGUCAGGUGUCACUGGUGUAUACGCACAACGUAUCUUUGAAAAGGAGUUGGGUGUUGCCAAAGACUGUCUUAUCAACUGUGUGCCAUCCGAAGACUUUAAUGGUGGCCAUCCCGACCCAAACCUCACAUAUGCACCCGAGCUCGUCAAAAAGAUGAAUGCCGGCUUGUUUGACGUUGGCUGCGCAUCCGAUGGUGAUGGUGACCGUAACAUGGUGCUUGGCAAGCGUUUCUUUGUCAACCCAUCCGACUCUGUGGCCGUUAUUGCCGCCAACUGGGAUGCCAUCCCUUACUUUAGAGCUGCUGGUGGUCUCAAAGGUCUCGCCCGUAGCAUGCCAACUAGUGCUGCCCUAGACCUGGUCGCCACACGUGCCAUGGUACCCUUUUUCGAGGUGCCAACUGGCUGGAAGUUCUUUGGCAACCUCAUGGACACAGACCAGUUGUCCAUCUGUGGUGAAGAGAGUUUUGGCACGGGAUCAGACCACAUCCGUGAAAAGGACGGUAUCUGGGCUAUACUCUGCUGGUUACAAAUCCUCGCACACCACAACAAAGACACAACCAAGGAAUUAGUAUCGAUUGAAUCGAUUGUACAUAACCACUGGCGUAAAUAUGGUCGUAACUACUACUCGAGAUACGAUUAUGAAGAGGUGGAUACCAAACUCGGUGACGAGGUUAUGAAACAGAUUGCCGAUACUAUUGCCACCAAGAGUUUGGUAGGACGCAAGUUUACUGGCUCGGAUGGCGUCGAAUAUGAAAUCGCCUCUGUAGACGACUUUGAAUACAAGGAUCCAGUCGAUCAUAGUGUUUCAUCUCAUCAAGGUCUUCGUAUCCGUUUCAAGGAUGGAUCAAGAAUCAUCUUCCGUCUCUCUGGUACUGGUUCCACCGGUGCCACUAUUCGUCUCUACUUUGAUAAAUAUGAACAACGUGAAUCUCAUCUCUUUGACGACACCCAAAAGCAUCUUUCAACUCUUAUCAAUAUCGCCUUAGAAUUAUCAAAUCUUCAAAAGAUUACUGGUCGUAAUGAACCAAAUGUUAUCACAUAA
Cavenderia fasciculata is the source of this 1701-nucleotide messenger RNA. RefSeq names its product phosphoglucomutase A (gene pgmA). Gene Ontology annotation, molecular function: phosphoglucomutase activity; magnesium ion binding. The record is from RefSeq and is a predicted model, not a curated record. The transcript has a single exon. Bases 1 to 1701 code for a protein of 566 amino acids. Gene Ontology annotation, cellular component: cytosol. Gene Ontology annotation, biological process: carbohydrate metabolic process. Lineage: Eukaryota; Evosea; Eumycetozoa; Acytosteliales; Cavenderiaceae.